CCUGGGGGGUGAGCGUGCAGGGCUGGCGGUGAGCGUGCAAGGCUCUGGGGGUGAGGGGGAGCGUGCCCGGCUCGGGGGGACAGGGUGUGCACAGCUGGGGGGUGAGCGUGCACGGUCUAGGUGUGACGGCGAGCGUGCCCAGCUGGGGACGAGCGUGCCCAGCUCUGGGCGUGUGAGUGUGCAAGACUGGGAGUGAGCAGGAGCGUGCAGGGCUCAGGGGAGUGAGCGUGCAAGGCUGGAGCGUGCAUGGCUUCACAGGUGAGUGUGCGCGGCUGGAGGGGGAAGGUUGAGCGUGCACGGCUCCAGGGCUGACAGUGAGUGUGCACGGCCAGGGCUGAGCGUGAGUGUGCAAAGCUCUGGUGGUGAGUGUGGGCAUGCACGGCCGGGGGUGAGCGUGCACGGCUCAGAGGGGGAUUGUGCACGGCUCGGGGGUAACAGUGAGUGUGCGAGGCCUGGGGUGAGCGUGCACGGCUGUGAGGGCGAGUGUGCACGGCUUGGGAGGGGGACGCUGUGGCUCAGGGGUGAGAGUAAGCGUGCACGGCCUAGAGCGAGUGUGCACGGCCUGGGGUGAGCGUGCACGGCUCCCGGUGCGAGUGUGAGCGUGCACGGCCUGGAACAAGUGUGCACGGCCUGGGGUGAGCGUGCACGGCUCCCAGUGUGAGCGUGAGCGUGCACGGCCUGGGGUGAGCGUGCGUGGCCUGGGGUUGAGUGUGCACAGUGAGCGUGAGCAUGCAUGGCCCCGGGGUGAGCGUGCACAGCUGGAGGUGAGCGUGCAUGGCCCGGGGUUGAGUGUGCACAGUGAGCGUGAGCGUGCACGGCCCGGGGUGAGCGUGCACAACUCCGGGGGUGAGUGUGAACGUGCACAGCCCGGGCUGAGCCUGCAGGGCCCGAGCUGAGCGUGCACGACUCUGGGUGCCAGCGUGAGUGUGCAAAGCCCCGGGGGUGAGCGUGCAAAACCAGGACCGACUGCCUGAGUGUGCCCCCCACCCCCUCCCCGAACCCCCAAAUCCCGCCGCUCGCCCCCCCCCCAAAAAAAACCAAACCACCCCCCCCAACCCCACCCGCUGUGCGCGUUGCACGCGCGUGUGCGAGGCGUGCGGGGAUGCGGUCGGGGACCCGUUCCCCCCCGGGUGCCCCUGGGCCUUUUGGGGGGCCCCCGGGGUGGCACUAGGACCCAGGAGGCGCCAUGUGGGGCCCCCCCCAGCCGGGCCCCCCCUGGGCGCUUCGGGGCACCCUGGGGCCCCCCCCCGGCACCCGCCUCAGCCUGGAGGGCGGCAGCAGGACCGUGGCCGAUUACCACGGCGGCCGUUCCCGCAGGAAGAGCGUUCCCGGGGGGAAGCAGUACAGCAUCAACAUGGACGCCCCGCCCGCCCCCCCCUUCCGGCCCUCGCAAGGCUUCCUGAGCCGCCGCCUGAAGAGCUCCAUCAAGCGCACCAAGAGCCAGCCCAAGCUCGACCGCACCAGCAGCUUCCGGCAGAUCCUGCCCCGCUUCCGCAGCGCCGACCACGACAGGGCCCGGCUGAUGCAGAGCUUCAAGGAGUCGCACUCCCACGAGUCCCUGCUGAGCCCCAGCAGCGCGGCCGAGGCGCUGGAGCUCAACCUGGAUGAGGACUCCAUCAUCAAGGCGGUCCACAGCAGCAUCCUGGGCCAAGAGUUCUGCUUCGAGGUGACAACGGCCUCGGGGACCAAGUGUUUCGCCUGCCGUUCGGCCGCCGAGAGGGACAAGUGGAUUGAGAACCUGCAGAGGGCGGUGAAGCCCAAUAAGGACAACAGCCGGCGGGUGGACAACGUCCUGAAGCUGUGGGUGAUCGAGGCGCGAGACCUUCCCCCCAAGAAACGCUACUACUGCGAGCUGUGCCUGGACGACAUGCUCUACGCCCGCACCACCAGCAAGGCGCGCACCGACAACGUCUUCUGGGGAGAACAUUUUGAGUUCAACAACCUGCCGGCCGUCCGCACCAUCCGCCUACACCUCUACAAGGAUACCGACAAGAAACGCAAGAAGGACAAGAGUAACUACGUAGGGAUGGUGAGCAUCCCCAUCGCCAGCGUCACCGGUCGGCACUUCGCCGAGCAGUGGUACCCGCUCAGCCAACCCAGCGGCAGCAAGAGCAAGGCGGGAUGUCCGGCUCUACGCGUCAAGAGUCGCUUCCAGACCAUGAGCAUCCUCCCCAUGGAGCUCUACAAGGAGUUCGCCGAGUACGUCACCAACAAUUACCGGAUGCUCUGCGCCGUCUUGGAGCCCGUGCUCAGCGUCAAGAGCAAGGAGGAGGUGGCCUGCGCGUUGGUGCACAUCUUGCAGAGCACCGGCAAGGCUAAGGACUUCCUGUCGGACAUGGCCAUGACGGAGGUGGAUCGCUUCAUGGACCGGGAGCACCUGAUCUUCCGGGAAAACACCCUCGCCACGAAAGCCAUAGAGGAGUAUCUGAAACUCAUCGGCCAGAAAUACCUCAAGGAUGCCAUCGGCGAGUUCAUCCGGGCGCUGUAUGAGUCGGAGGAGAACUGCGAGGUCGACCCCAUGAAGUGCUCGGCCUCCACCUUGGCUGACCACCAGGCCAACCUCCGCAUGUGCUGCGAGCUCGCCCUCUGCAAGGUGGUCAACUCGCACUGCGUGUUCCCACGGGAGCUGAAGGAGGUCUUUGCCUCGUGGCGGCUGCGAUGCGCCGAGCGGGGCCGCGAGGACAUCGCCGACCGGUUGAUCAGCGCCUCGCUCUUCCUGCGGUUUCUCUGCCCCGCCGUGAUGUCCCCCAGCCUCUUCGGCCUCAUGCAGGAGUACCCCGACGAGCAGACCGCCCGUACCCUCACCCUCAUCGCCAAGGUCAUCCAGAACCUGGCCAACUUCACCAAGUUUGGCAGCAAGGAGGAGUACAUGGCCUUCAUGAACGAGUUCCUGGAGCUGGAGUGGACCAGCAUGCAGCAGUUCCUCUAUGAAAUCUCCAACCUGGACACCCUCACCAACAGCACCAGCUUCGAGGGCUACAUCGACCUGGGCCGCGAGCUCUCCACCCUGCACGCCCUCCUCUGGGAGGUCAUGUCCCAGCUCAGCAAGGAGGCCCUGCUGAAGCUGGGGCCGCUGCCCCGGCUGCUGACGGACAUCAGUGUGGCCCUGCGCAACCCCCACCUGCAGCGGCAGCCAAGCCAGGGGGAGCGGCUGCCCCCCAAGGGGCUGGUGCUGCGGGGACCCUCAGCCGACCUCCAGCCCUACCUCGUCCGCGACCUCAACAGCUCCGUUGACCUCCAGUCCUACAUGGUGCGGGGCCUCAACAGCUCCAUGGAGGUGCCCCGCCUGCCCUCCCCGCCGCAGGAGAAGGGGCCGCAGGAGGUGCUGGUCCUGAGCCGACCCCCCCUGGCCCGCUCCUCCCCCGCCUACUGCACCAGCAGCUCCGACCUGACGGAGCCCGAGGGGGGCCGGGGGGCUCUGGGGGUGGGCAAGAGCGUCUCCAUGCUGGACCUUCAAGACGGCCGCGUUGACAGCGUCCCUAGUUUGCCCGCUGAGCUGCUCGCCGCCGGCGGUCCGGCCCCGGGGGGGGCCGGAGGGGGGCUGCGUCCCGGCCGCCUCUCGCAGGGCAGCGCCUCCAGCUUGGCCCCCCCUCGCCUGGGGGUACCCGAACCUGGGGGGCCGCAAUUGCGGGUUCCCCUUUCCUUCCAAAACCCCCUUUUUCAUUUGGCGGCCGACGGACCCUUGCGGGGACCCGAACCGGGGGGCGAGGGGCCCUUUGCCCCCCCCUUGCACGGGUACAGCAAGAGCGAGGAGCUGGCGGCGCCCCCCCCCAAGCACAUCACCCACAGCCACAGCUACAGCGACGAGUUCGCUCGGCCCGGGGGGGACUUCAGCCGGCGGCAGCUCUCCCUGCAGGACAGCCUGGCCCCCCCCCAGAUCACCAUCGGGGCCCCCCCGCCCCCCACCCCUCGGGGGGCGCGAGCGGGGAAAGGUGGGGGGCCGGGGCCGGCGGCCCUGGGGGUGCCCCCCAAACCGCGGCCGGCCAGCGGGAAUUUGUUGGCGUCCCCCGAACCGUCUUACGGACCCCCCCGCUCCCGACAGCCCUCCCUGGCCAAGGAGGCGUCGGUGGCUGGGAUGAAGCCGCCGGUCACCAAGCAGGCCUCGCAGACGCCGUCGACGCUGAACCCGGUGAUGCCGGCGGCGGAGCGCACGGUGGCCUGGGUGUCCAACAUGCCGCACCUCUCGGCCGACAUCGAGAGCUCCCACAUCGAGCGCGAGGAGUACAAGCUCAAGGAGUACUCCAAGUCCAUGGACGAGAGCCGGCUGGACCGGGUGAAGGAGUACGAGGAGGAGAUCCACUCGCUGAAGGAGCGGCUGCACAUGUCCAACCGCAAGCUGGAGGAGUACGAGCGGCGCCUGGUGUCGCAGGAGGAGCAGACGAGCCGCAUCCUGCUGCAGUACCAGCACCGCCUGGAGCAGAGCGAGAAGCGUCUGCGGCAGCAGCAGGCGGAGAAGGACUCCCAGAUCAAGAGUAUCAUCGGCAGCCUGGCCCCGCAGGCUGAUGCUGGUGGAGCAGGAGCUGCGCAGGGAUCACUUGGGCGCCCACGACCCCCCCGAGGGCCGGCGGCGGCUGCUCGACGCUCAGCUGUCCGUCAGGUAGCGCGGGCCAGCCCUGCCAUUGUCACGGGACCCUCGGCCUCCGGUGACACGCCAGGAGAGGCAGCUUUCCGCCGUGGGUGCAGCAGACCCGGGUGUGAAUUGGGGCGGGGGGGUCCCCGUGCGGCCCCCGCCUCCGCCCCCGCCACCCCCGAUCACGGCCAACGGCGAGCUGCGCGGCCCCGCUGCUGAGCACUAACCCCCGCCCCGGGGGCCACCGGGGACCCCCCCCAACCCCCCGCCCCGGGGCUGGCGGUGGCCCCCGGAGACCCCCGGGGAAGAGGAGGAGGAGGGGGGUGGGGGGGGAAGAAGGGGGGGAGGAAGACACCCCCCC
Grus americana (Whooping crane) is the source of this 4931-nucleotide messenger RNA. RefSeq names its product synaptic Ras GTPase activating protein 1 (gene SYNGAP1). Gene Ontology annotation, biological process: regulation of GTPase activity; negative regulation of Ras protein signal transduction. The transcript is spliced from 18 exons. Lineage: Eukaryota; Metazoa; Chordata; Aves; Gruiformes; Gruidae. Bases 1187 to 4789 code for a protein of 1200 amino acids. The record is from RefSeq and is a predicted model, not a curated record.